UAUUGUCUUCGUGGAAGAAGCAGUGAGCGGACGGUAGGAGGAGCAAAGAGUGUGUAUUAUUAGAGCAGCGACACACACUCUUGUGCUCGCACUGCAAGCAUGGCUGGCGACAGUGAAACACACCUGAAGGACCGAGCGGAGAACGAACACGACACCCGACAGCCGUUCCUCAUCGGUGUGGCUGGAGGCACCGCUAGCGGGAAGUCUUCAGUAUGUGAGAAGAUCAUGGAGCUGUUGGGCCAGGAUAAGAUUGACCGUCACCAGCGGCAGGUGGUCAUCCUCAGUCAAGACAGCUUUUACAGGGAGCUCACACCUGAACAGAAAGCCAAAGCGCUCAAGGGCCAGUUCAACUUCGAUCACCCAGAUGCUUUCGACAAUGAGCUGGUCAUGAAGACUCUGCAAGACAUCAUUCAGGGGGAGACUGUGCACAUCCCAGUUUAUGACUUUGUUACCCAUUCCAGGAAGGAUGAGUUUGUGACUGUGUAUCCAGCAGAUGUGGUUCUCUUUGAGGGGAUUCUCAUGUUCUACUCGCAAGAGAUUCGAGAUUUGUUCCAAAUGAAGCUGUUUGUGGACACAGACCCAGACACACGCCUCUCGCGAAGAGGUAGAUGACCUGACUGACAGUUU
This is a messenger RNA of Sinocyclocheilus grahami, 627 nucleotides long. RefSeq names its product uridine-cytidine kinase 2-B-like. The coding region runs from base 100 to 612 and encodes 170 amino acids. Lineage: Eukaryota; Metazoa; Chordata; Actinopteri; Cypriniformes; Cyprinidae. The record is from RefSeq and is a predicted model, not a curated record. Gene Ontology annotation, molecular function: ATP binding; kinase activity. The transcript has 5 exons.